UGGAUGGUGAUACUGCUCCUCGCAGGAAGGCUGGCGGCAGCAAUUGCCGAGCAAGAACCGCCCAUCACAAUUCAUCCAGACUGCCCCAGCCAGUGCGGGGACAUGAGCAUUCCGUACCCCUUUGGCAUGAAACCUGGCUGCUUCCUCCCGGGCUUCGAGGUCACCUGCAACGACACAUUCAUUCCUCAUCGCGCCUUCAUCGCGUACGGAGCAUUCCAGCAGAGUAUGACGGGGUUCUACACUCCUCCAGACCAAGGCAACGAGACUUUCGUACUGAAUGAUGGGCUGGUUAAUACACCGAUGGAGCUCAUGGACAUCUCGCUCUCUUCAGCUUACGUGCGGGCAUAUGCCAUGGUGAGCUCCGACUGCAAAAUAAACUCAACCCACCACUCCUUCGUCCGUCGUCGAACAUAUGCCCCCGCUCCUUCUUUUCUCAUCUCAGCAAGCCACAAUGUUCUCAUCGGCGUCGGAUUGAACGUCGAGGCUGAGCUCUCCGACUCGAUGCAUGGCACCUUUGGAACCGAAAUAAGCAGGUGCACUUCCCUUCCUACCAGAGUAAUCGCCAAAGAUGGCCCGUGCAGAGGUCAAGGCUGCUGUGAGGCUGCCCUACCCAAUGACGUGCCAUUCAUAGCGCCGGUGGCUGACAAGAAGAGGACAGAGUGGUGGAGGGCCGGCACCAACUGCUCCACAGCAAUGCUGGUGCACAAGGGAUGGUACAACUACUCCUCGGCGGAUGUCUACGGCGGCGAGGCCUACUUCUCCAACAAAUUCCCCAAGGGCGUCCCCCAAGUUUUCGACUUUGCCAUCGGGAAUGGUUCUUGCCCUGCGCAAGGCCAGCCCUCACCCCAGGGCUAUGCGUGUCUCAGCGGCAACAGCUCGUGCCUCGACGCUACCAACAGGACCGGUUAUGUCUGCAAAUGUUGGGAGCACUACGAUGGCAACCCUUAUGUUCCUGGUGGAUGCCAAGACAUCGAUGAGUGUGUUCUACGGGAGCGGCAUCCUCAGCUCCAAGCUCUGUACCCAUGCUCAAGUGGCGGGAUCUGCAAGGACAGGUUAGGAGGCUACGACUGUCCUUGCAAGCCCGGGAUGAAAGGCGACGGUAAGACAGGAACCUGCACCGAGAAAUUCCCGCUACCAGCUAAGGUGGCUGUAGGCGUUGUAGGUGGUAUUUCUAUCGCUUUUGUCCUUGUGCUGUUUGUUCUUUUCAUGAGUGAGAGGAAAAAGAUGAGACAAUCUUUCAUAAGAAAUGGUGGUCCUUUACUGGAGAAAAUAAACAAUAUCAAGAUCUUCAGAGAGGCGGAGCUAAAGAGAAUCACAAAAAACUAUAGCCAUGUCCUUGGAAGUGGUGCCUUUGGUGUGGUAUACAAGGGGUUUCUUGAUGAUAGACAUAUAGCAGUGAAGAAGUCCAAAAAUAUCACUAAAGCACAGAAGGACCAGUUUACAAAUGAGGUCAUUGUCCAAUCACGAGUUAUCCACAAGAACAUCGUGAGACUCAUAGGUUGCUGUUUAGAGGUUGAUGUUCCUAUUUUGGUAUAUGAGUUUAUCUCCAAUGGUAGCCUUGAAGACAUCCUCUAUGAUAAAAGCAGAAUUCCUCUCACAAUUGAUCAACGUUUAGUCAUUGCUGCGGAAUCUGCAGAAGGUCUCGCUUAUAUGCAUUCGAAGACAUCUGCCAACAUCCAACAUGGUGAUGUUAAACCAGCAAACAUACUUUUGGAUGAUACUUAUACACCAAAAAUAUCAGAUUUUGGAAUAUCAAGGUUAAUUGCCAGAGGUGAUGCACAGCACAGCGAAGAGGUCAUUGGUGACAACAAUUACAUGGACCCAGUCUAUCGAGAAACUGGCCUGUUGACCGACAAAAGUGACGUUUAUAGCUUUGGUCUUGUGCUCUUUGAGCUCAUCACUGGAAAGAAAGCAAAUUGUGGUGAUAAUUGCAGCUUUGUUCUCAAUCACCUUGGCACAUACACAAGAGAUAACAGAGCAAAUGUCAUGUAUGACAUGAAAAUCAAAGAAGAGAAGGACUUUGAGCUUCUGCAAAUUCUUGCUGAGAUUGCCAGAAAGUGCUUACACCAUAAUGUCGAGGAAAGGCCAGAGAUGACAGAUAUAGCUGAAAGUCUCCAGAAUAUCAGAAAAGCACGCAAUAAAUAGAGAAAGUACCAUGCAUGCAGGCAUCUCUCCAAUUGAUGGAUAUAGCAGCAGAGCUGCUCGUUGAUUCUCGUUCCUUCUCCCUCAACAGGAAGCUCAUGCUCUCCACAUUUAUCUUUCUAUUUCGUUUAUUCUUCUGUCAGUUCAUUGAAGAACAAUAUCUAGGUUGACUCCAUGUUGACCAUGUGAACCUUGUCAUUGUUGUUUUGUAUUGUAAGCAUGACAUCAUAUA
This is a messenger RNA of Triticum aestivum (bread wheat), 2374 nucleotides long. RefSeq names its product wall-associated receptor kinase 1. Gene Ontology annotation, cellular component: plasma membrane. The transcript is spliced from 3 exons. The record is from RefSeq and is a predicted model, not a curated record. The coding region runs from base 4 to 2145 and encodes 713 amino acids. Gene Ontology annotation, molecular function: protein serine/threonine kinase activity; polysaccharide binding; ATP binding. Gene Ontology annotation, biological process: protein phosphorylation; cell surface receptor signaling pathway. Lineage: Eukaryota; Viridiplantae; Streptophyta; Magnoliopsida; Poales; Poaceae.